AGCAGCACCGGUGCAGGGUUUCUGAGCCUAAACACCUCAACCUCUUGGAUGACAGUCACAACAAAUCCAAUGGACAAAACUGUACCUGGAAGUUUCAACAGCAGGACCCUGAUCCCAAACUUGAUGAUCGUCAUCUCCGGACUGGUUGGGAUGACAGGAAACGCCAUUGUGUUCUGGCUCCUGGGUUUCCGCUUGCGCAGGAACGCCUUCUCCGUCUACAUCCUAAACCUGGCUGUGGCUGACUUCCUCUUCCUCCUCUGUCACAUCAUAGACUCCAUGCUGCUUCUCCUCAAAUUUUCCUAUCCCGACAUUAUCUUCCUCCCGUGCUUUAACACCGUCAUGAUGGUUCCCUACAUCGCAGGCCUGAGCAUGCUCAGUGCCAUCAGCAUCGAGCGCUGCUUGUCGGUCCUGUGCCCCAUCUGGUAUCGCUGCCGCCGCCCAAAACACACAUCAAGUGUCAUGUGUACUGCGAUCUGGGUCCUGUCGAUAUUGAUUAGCAUUCUCAACCGGUAUUUCUGUGGCUUCUUAGAUACUAAAUACGAAAAUGACAACCGGUGUCUGGCAUCGAACUUUUUCACUGCUGCAUGUCUGAUAUUUUUGUUUGUGGUUCUCUGUCUAUCCAGCCUAGCCCUGCUGGCUAGGCUGUUCUGUGGCGCUGGUCGGAUAAAGCUCACCAGAUUGUAUGCAACCAUCAUGCUCACGGUGCUGGUUUUUCUCCUCUGCGGCUUGCCCUUUGGCAUCCACUGGUUCCUGUUAAUCUGGAUUAAGAUUGAUUAUGGUGUAGUUGCUUAUGGUCUUUAUCUGGCAUCACUCGUCCUGACUGCUGUUAACAGCUGUGCCAACCCCAUCAUUUACUUCUUCGUGGGCUCCUUCAGACACCAGCUGAAGCACCAGACCCUCAAAAUGGUUCUCCAGAGGGCUCUACAGGACGCUCCCGAGACGGGUGAUAACGGAAGCAGUGUCCCUCAGGACACAGCAGAGAUGUCCAGCAGCAGAGUGGAGCAGUGA
Molecule: messenger RNA, 1008 nt
Organism: Cricetulus griseus (Chinese hamster)
Lineage: Eukaryota; Metazoa; Chordata; Mammalia; Rodentia; Cricetidae
Product: mas-related G-protein coupled receptor member A
Biological process (GO): G protein-coupled receptor signaling pathway
Cellular component (GO): membrane
Molecular function (GO): G protein-coupled receptor activity
Source: RefSeq, marked provisional